AUGGCGAAGUCAAAAUGGAUUACUCCAUUCGUGAAACAGUGCUUUGUGACUACGGGUGUGACACUUAACCUAGCGGGACAUGGUCUUGCAAAUGGGUUUGCGGCGAUCUUACUGCCACAACUUCGUAAACAGGACUCUACCAUACCAAUUAAUGACUCUUCAGGAUCUUGGGUUGCGGCUGUCGCAGGCUUUGCUCUUGUUGGAGGAAAUUUCAUUAUUCCAUUUAUAAUGGGAAAAUACGGAAGAAGAAUAGCUAACAUGGCUAGCCUUGUGCCCAUGAUCUUAGGCUGGAUAUGUAUUGUAUUGGCGUCUAACGUAACAAUGCUUAUCGUCGCAAGAUUACUCCAAGGUCUAUCAAUGGGUAUGGGAACAACUCUAGGACCGGUGCUGAUUGGUGAAUAUACAAGUCCGAAGAAUCGUGGCGCUUUUCUGACAGCAAUAUCAGUAAUGAUCUCCAUCGGAGUUUUAACUGCACAUACAUUAGGGUCGUAUUUGCACUGGCGGACGACGGCAGUAAUUUGUGCUUUUAUAACUCUAGCGGAUUUCAUCAUUGUGUUGCUGUCACCAGAAUCACCGAGUUGGUUAGCUGAUCAGGGGAAAUUUGAAGAGUGUAAGAAAGUAUUUAGAUGGUUACGUAAUGAUAACGAAGAACAUGAGCUGCAAAGAAUGAUAGAUGAUGUUGCAGCUGUAAAAGGAUCAAAAAGCGAACAGAAGCCGUCGGUAUAUUUCAAGAAAGUUCUGCGAAAGAGAAUUGAGUACGUUAAAACAGUGUUAAAAAGUAGGGAAUUUUACAAGCCGAUUCUGAUAAUGAUACAUAUUUACACACUAUCGCAGUGGGCUGGUGUAAACAUCCUAAUAACAUAUACAUUGGAUCUUUUAGAAAGAAUUACUGGCGAUGGGAUAGAUCUGGCAUUGUUAGUGAUUACUUUAGAUUCCCAAAGGAUCGUUUCGAAUAUUGUAGGCGUGUAUUUUAUUAAAAAGAGAAAACGGCGGACCAUGUUAUUAGUGACUGGAUUUUUAGCCAUAUUUGCGAUGUUAGUUACAGCGGUGUAUACCUACUUAAAAGAGAACAAUACGCUGAGUUAUGACCAUCCCCUUAUCGGAAUCGUUCUACUUCAUAUACAUAUGCUGUCAGUCGGAAUUGGUAGUCUGCCUUUAUCUUACAUAAUAGCCGGAGAACUAUUUCCUCUAGAAUUCAGAAGCUUAGCUGGAGGAAUAAGUGUGUUAUUCAAUUCCUUGAGUUUCUUCAUAGUCGUCAAAACCGUUCCGUUUCUAUUUAAAACUGUCGGUAUUCACGGGGCCUACUGUAUUUACACCGGUGUUGUUGUUUAUUGUUUGAUUAUAGCUUGGUGGUUAUUACCAGAGACUAAGGAUAAAACGCUGCAAGAGAUUGAAGACCAGUUCAGGGGGAGAACUAAUUUAGAAAAAUCUGUACAAUUGAAUAAUAUAACAGACCCUAGUUGUAUUGAAUGA
This is a messenger RNA of Parnassius apollo (apollo), 1473 nucleotides long. Lineage: Eukaryota; Metazoa; Arthropoda; Insecta; Lepidoptera; Papilionidae. The record is from the annotation of a GenBank genome assembly.